AUGGGGUUGGCUUCGGCACCUCGAGAAGAGAAGCUUAAGAUGAUGAAAACUUCAAAAACGAGGAAGACUGUGAGAAAGCUGAAUUCACUGGGAAAGAAGGGGAAGAUUUCGAGAGAUGUUCAAAACCAGUUGAAAAAUAUCAAAGCCAAAAAAUCGAAAGAGUCACAUCAGCGAAUUUUCAAUGUUUUGCACAUCCGCAAAUCUGACCAUAAAAGUAUAUGUUAAGAUUGAAGAAGAUUGGAAAGCUGAUCGAGAGUUUCAUUACCAUGACGAAGAUGAAUCAUUACCCUUGGAUAUGUUGGACGACGAGUACGAGUGGCAAACGUCUGUGCCUACUAAGAAAAGAGCCGGCAGAAGUAUCAACUGAUCAUGUAAAUAAGUAGCCUUUAACUGUCUAGGAAAUUUUGACAAGGAUGAUGAAGAAGUUGAUGUGAAAAAGCGUCGAUUCAAAGAUACGUUGCAAGAUGAUCAAGAAGAGCUGCUACCGAUUAAAUUAUCGGUUGGUUAGAGUUCAGUUUUGAAUUUUUAACUUUUUUCUAUCUAAGGAUGGAAGAUUGAUCCGACCGACAAAAGAGAAAACGGUGAAGGAAGAAGAGGAAGAUGAUUAUGAGCAGCAGAUACCACAAUCCCUAGAAGAGUUAGAAGAAGAGAAAACAACUAAAUUUGAGGUAUUCAACGGUUUUUUCUAUUGAUUUGUUUGUUUGUUUUUUUUUUUUGCAGGAUUUCACAAGCCUCUCUGCUGCAGAAUUGAUUUCGAAACGCAAAGAAUUAUUAGAUGAGCAUAAAAUUUCGAUUGCUUCUCAUUCUAAUAUGAUAUUGACCAAUCCUCACGAAAAUGUAAGUACUUCAAAGGUAUUAUCGAAACUUGAAUCACAGGUUGGUCGAUUGCGUGAUUUGCUGAAGUUCUGUGAAGGCGAAGGUGUGCAUCCACUCAUCCGAGAAUCCAUUCAGAAGCUCUCCAUGGCCAGUUUGCUUCAGGUUUCGUUUCGACAAAAUGUUUAUUCGAGAAUUAAUUAUGCCUAAAAAAAUAUAUCAGUAGAGAUAAUAGCACUGAAAGAAACUCUGACUUAUCAUGUGCAGGUCCUUGUCGAUAUAAUUCCUGGUUACGCAAUCCGUCAGUGGACCGAAGAAGAAAAGUCCCAGAAGCAGAAAAAAGAGACGCGGAAGUUGCAAGCCUACGAAGAAUCUCUCUUGCGAUAUUAUCUCAAGUUCUUGCAGCUCUGCGAAAAACUUGCUUCAAGUUUGAUUUUAGAGAAAGUUUCCUCUGUAUUCAAGCAUUUUCCAGAACUUUGUGCGAAAGACCGAAAAGUUCAAGAGGCAACUUUCACUUACAAGAUUGGUUUUUUGAGUAUAAAGGUUUUCUCAAAGUUUUUCCAGGGUGAGUCGAGACAUUUUCAGGCUUUGGAAAGGUUGGCAAUAUCGGCUCCUCACUUCAAUUAUGCUACUAACAUAACUUCCACUUUGGUUCGACUUUCUUUGUCGAAAAUCCCUACGGUUUUUCCCCCUAGAAUCUUCGUUAUUUUCAAGUGUUCAGGUAGUCAACGCUGUUUGUGCUGGAUUAGAAAAGCUUUUCAAGGAAGAUCUCAGUUUGAAAGGUUUGGUGCGACUCAUCACUGGUUUUCAAGUAUUUUCAAGAUGACAUUGUUUGCCGCUCGUUCGAUUUCCACACUAGUGACGAAGAAGAAAGGCAAUGUCCCGCCUCUUCUUAUUUCUACUUUUCUGACUGCUAACAUCCGCGUACGUGUUGAAUUGGAAUUUCCUCAGAGGAAAGUCAUAUAGGAAACAAAAAACGAAGACAAAAAAUCUGGGAAGGAUCGUUUGAUAGCCAGGAAAUAUCAGCUGAAGAAGGAAAAAGCCAAUAAGACGGCUCGGAAGGUGAUUUUUUGGUGCAAGCUUGGUUAUAUGCCUCGAUUCAGUACAAGAAACAACUGGAAAAGCUGGAAGCCGAUUUGAAAGAGGUGGAGGCGGAAGAGUCUAUUUCAAACAAGCUGAAAAAUGUAAGGUUCAUCUCGUUUGCGCAAAUUUCUUGAUCCUUAUCAGGCGACUGAGGCGAUGAAGUUUAUUUUCCAAACUUAUUUUUCCAUUCUGAAACGUAUGCCGAAUGUCGCUCUCUUGGAGCCUGUUCUAGAAGGUUAUAUUUGAAAAGGAUGUGUUGGGAGAGAAAUCUUUAAGGUUUGAGCAAGUUCGCGCAUCUGUUGAAUAUCGAGUUCUUCGAAGAUAUCGUUCACACAAUGGGGAACCUGUUGUCAAAUAAGGUUUCGACUAUUUGGGAAAAUCGAGAAUUCUUUCUUGUCAAGGUGUUCGGAGCGUAACCUUAGUUAUAACAAUUUUUGAAAUUUUACCUUUUUUUACCUAUUUUUUUUUUUACCUAUUUUGCCUUUUUUUUUUACCUAUUUACCUAUUUUUACCUAAUUUGAAAUUCGUUUUACCUAUUUUGAAGUUCGAGGAAACGAGAAUACGUUUAUCCGUCGUCUAGUCAGACAACUAUUGCAUAUUUUCGCCUUUAUUUUCUUUUUCGCUGCCUACAAAAAUAAUUCAGAAAACCAUAAUUAGUUCUUCAACACAUAAAAUGAAUAAGUGUAUUUAUAUUAUAUCCAAGUUUUUGCAGUUUAUAUAAUUUUUUUAUCAUAUUCAAGUUUUUCAGUUGUGCUGAUUUUUUUUUAUUGUCCAUAAUAGUGAAUUUGAGAGUCUCCGGCUCAUAGACCAGCUGCAUUGCGUGCACACCGUCUUCGUGUUGCUGUCUGGCGAAGGCCAAAUUCUCAACGUCGACCCUUCCAAAUUCUAUCGAAUCGUUUAUCGCCUACUGAAUCACAUUCCAUUCGAGAAAAAAUUCGGUGAGCAUGGCCUAAAAAAAGAAACCAUUUUCAUUUCAGAGCAAAGGCUGAAAGUUGUGACGAUUGCGACAAAAACUCUGGACAUAAUGCUGAGUGAGAGACGGAAAAUGGUAAACUUUCGAUUUCUCUUCAGGUUUUUGACAUUAUUUGUGAUUCAGGUUCCUUUGUCAAGGGUGGCUGCAUUUGUCAAGCGAAUUCUCGCGAUUUGCACGGUGAUAGAUGAGAAAUCAGCCCUUUGUUUCACUUCACAUGUUCGCUCCUUGUUCAUCGUAUGUUUCUUCGAUUUUCUUCUAACUAUUGCAAAACUUGUGUUUUCUUUCAUUAUUUUGAUCUUUCAAAUCUUAUGUAACUUUUUUAGAGUUCAAAUUUAUUCUAGGUCAGAGCUCAAAUUUAUUCGAAGUCAAGACCAAGUUUUCAUUUUGUAAUUGCCCGGUUAAAGGCGUUAGGGCUGGAAUUAAGGCGCAUCCAAAGUUGUUGACGCUGGUCGAAGAAGACGAAUCCGCCGAGGAAGGCUCUAGUGGUGGACUUUUCCACCCAGAACUCGACGAUCCAGACGUUUCCAAUGCCGUUGGCUCCGAAGUUCGCUCAGAACUUUCUGUACUCAUCAGAGUUUGUUGUUUCUUCAACCUUCCAGGUGAUUGCGAAAUUGAAUUCAGAGCCGGGACAAGAACUUGGCCCAAGUCGCGAACAAUCUUUUGCACGGCGUUCCAUCAACUGGACUUUUCAAAGUUCCUCCGCAAUUAACUUCUUUGUUCGUCGUCGAAUGUUCAUUUUUAAGAAAUUCAAAUUCACAGAAAGCCAUGGGAAGUUAUUGAAACCAGCGAGGACCUUAACAGCAGCCGUGUAUCCGACAUAGAUCCCCAUUUCAAUGCUGUCGAACGGUUUGCCAAGGUCAGUGGAUGUCUGAGUUUUCUUUUUCUCAACUUGUUCUUUUAGGGAAAAAACCAACAACUGUCCCCUGGAAAUAUUCACGUGUUGAUAACCAAUUGGCUGGAGUCAAGAUAG
Caenorhabditis auriculariae is the source of this 3839-nucleotide messenger RNA. Lineage: Eukaryota; Metazoa; Nematoda; Chromadorea; Rhabditida; Rhabditidae. The record is from the annotation of a GenBank genome assembly.